This is a messenger RNA of Oncorhynchus kisutch (coho salmon), 4585 nucleotides long. RefSeq names its product casein kinase 1, gamma 2b (gene csnk1g2b). The coding region runs from base 777 to 2021 and encodes 414 amino acids. The record is from RefSeq and is a predicted model, not a curated record. Gene Ontology annotation, molecular function: protein serine/threonine kinase activity; ATP binding. Gene Ontology annotation, biological process: protein phosphorylation. The transcript is spliced from 11 exons. NCBI's taxonomy places the organism in Eukaryota, Metazoa, Chordata, Actinopteri, Salmoniformes, Salmonidae.
CUAUUUUCAUGGGUUAUUGAGCUGUAUGGAUUUUGGUCCUAUUCUUCAAGCAAGGUGCGCUAGUUUACCAGCGCAAGGAUAACAGUAGGAGUAAAGAUGACGCUGAAUGCUUGCUUAUCGGCUGGGAGACUUAAAGAGACAGCAAGACCUAGCGAGGGAGAAGAGAUAAAAUAUCGUAAAUACAUGGCCAUGUUGAUACGUCCACUUUGAAAAUACACGUUGACAGAUAUCCAACUUAACAAAACUCUACUGCAGUAUCUCAUCAUCAUUGUUGACUCUGCCUCCACCAUUGCCCCUUCUGCCGUGGCACUGGAACAUGAAGAAUGUCUGCUGUAUUACCAAAGACUGACCAGAAGGAUGCAAUGAGGGACUCCGGGGAAAGUUGCCAAGCUGCGUUGUGGAUCCAGUAGCUGGGAUUCCAAGUGCUUGUUGUGUUUGUGUGUGCGUGGGUGCAUGCUAGCACAACCUGCCCACUUCAGGCCGGGACAUGCUACUCUGAGACAGGAGUUGGACAAACAGAGAAGAAAGGAGUCGACUACCAUAAACAAGAAGGGGACAGCACGCGGUACAACAUUGGCAGAUAGACAUACUGUGUGUUUUGGUUGCAGUUUUACCCCUGUGGAAGUGGCUUUUAAUACACUGCAUAUUUCUAUACAACACCUUUUCUCUGUCUUUGUAUCACCUUCCCCCUCCCUUAAGAGUCCUGGUUGUUUUGGCCCCUCUGUGAUUUGCAUGGCCGGAGAGUAAUCGUGGAGAGGCCAGGGUAUCACAAGCUUAUGGAUUUUGACAAGAAAGGGAGUAAAGGAGAGACAGAGGAAGGGAAAAAGAUGUCUAAGGCAGCUGGCAGCAGGACUGGACAUGGGGGCCGGGGUACAGGGACCAACUCUGGGGUUCUUAUGGUUGGCCCGAACUUCCGUGUCGGAAAAAAGAUUGGCUGUGGCAAUUUUGGAGAGCUGCGGCUGGGGAAGAACCUCUACACCAACGAAUAUGUGGCCAUCAAAUUGGAACCGAUAAAGUCACGGGCUCCACAGCUUCACUUGGAAUAUAGAUUUUAUAAACAGUUGGGAAGUUCAGAGGGUAUUCCUCAGGUGUACUACUUUGGGCCAUGUGGGAAGUACAAUGCCAUGGUGCUGGAGCUGCUGGGGCCCAGCCUGGAAGACCUGUUUGAUCUCUGUGACCGCACCUUCUCCCUCAAGACCGUCCUUAUGAUAGCCAUACAGCUGAUAACGCGGAUGGAGUUUGUCCACACAAAGAGCUUGAUAUACAGAGACGUGAAGCCAGAGAACUUUUUGGUGGGGCGGCCGGGCAGCAAGAGGCAGCACACAAUCCACAUCAUCGACUUUGGGCUGGCCAAAGAAUACAUCGACCCCGAGACCAAAAAACACAUCCCGUACCGGGAGCACAAGAGCCUGACAGGCACGGCGCGCUACAUGAGCAUCAACACACACCUGGGGAAAGAGCAAAGCAGACGGGAUGAUCUGGAGGCUCUGGGUCACAUGUUUAUGUACUUCCUGCGAGGCAGCCUUCCCUGGCAAGGCCUGAAGGCAGACACUUUGAAGGAGAGGUAUCAGAAGAUUGGAGAUACCAAGCGAGCUACUCCAAUUGAAGUGCUUUGUGAAAGCUUCCCCGAAGAGAUGGCCACCUAUCUGCGUUACGUGAGGAGGCUGGACUUCUUUGAGAAACCUGAUUACGACUACUUACGGAAACUCUUCACUGACCUCUUCGAUAGGAACGGCUAUGUCUUUGAUUAUGAAUACGACUGGGUCGGCAAGCCACUUCCUACACCGAUAGGCCCCAUCCCCAGUGACACACCCGCUCAGCCCAGCAGAGACAAAGCACAACAGCAGACCAAAAACCAGGUGAUGAGCUCGACAAAUGGAGAGCUGAACACUGACGACCCGACGGCAGGACACUCCAACGCUCCCAUCACUGCUCCCACCGAGGUGGAGGUGGCUGAUGAUACAAAGUGCUGUUGUUUCUUCAAAAGGAGAAAGAGGAAACCCCUCCAGCGGCACAAGUGAAGAGAAGAACUUGAAACAUUCUGGUCACUGUCAAGUUUUAAAUGGAAGCAACUACACAGAUCACCCAUCUUAUCUCUUUCCCAAUCUCUCUCUCUUCCUCUCUUCUCUCUCUCUCUCUUCCUCUCUUCUCUCUCUCUCAGCACUCCCCUGCUACAGACGUGUAAAGGAAUGUUGUCUUUCAGACUCUGGCUCCUUUAAAAAAAGAAAAGGAAACAUUUUAAAGUACCUGCAUAGUAAACGGAGAUUGAGAGAACGUUAAAAGCUGUAAAAAUGAAACGUGAAUACCGUGACGUGAAUAUAUAAAAAAAAGAUACUGUUUGAAACAGUUGUUGUAUUUUAGAUUCCAUACAGAACAUUUUCUGUUCAACAGCCAUUGAUCUGAGGGAACUGUCAAUGAGUCGAGUGAAAGAAAUCUGUUCCAUAGAAAUAGUCCUUUAUUUAUGGGAUCAAGGUAAGAAGCAAGAAUGAACAAUACUAACUCUGGAAUCACUGAACGCAACAGGAAGCAUUUCAUCUAAACCAGAAUUGGAGGAUCUUUAUGCAUUUUUUCCCUUUUUUUUUGUAAUUUAAUCCUCAGUAGUUUUCAAAGUUGACUUCCUGGAUUGAAAACAAACUUUUACUUUUAUGUUGUAGUGUUUCUGGAAAUCUUUGUAGCACAGUCACUGGCCUCAGGUACUGUGGAAGAUUGAAAGAAACAGAUAUUAAGCUCUUUUCUUAUUAUUGCACUUUUGAAAGAAAAUAAAGUAAAGUGGAAUUCUAGGUUUGAAAUGAACAAACAAGAAAACAACAAAAUAAAGACUGAUCUAGGAAUAGUCCUAUACAAUGCUUAAAUCUGAGUAAGGGCCGAAAUGUCAAUCUACAUGAAACAAGAUGUCUUUCAGUUUUAUUUCUUACAUCAGAAUAAUUAACCAGGAAAUCAUAGUUUGUGCCUUUCCAAGUAAAAUGUUUAAAGCUCAAGUAAGUGUCCUGCAAUGACAUGUUAUCUGAAGUUAUUCCAAAUGUUGCUCAUUGACUGUGUGUGUGCUUUAUCGCUCUGAAAGCAUUGUCAAUGUCUGACAUUCCCAGGGUGUGGUCCUAUGUAGAGGUCAUACUGUCUCCAGCAAUGACUGUAUGGGUCUCCACCAUCACAACUACAGUCUAUCUCCUCUGCUAUGACAAUCAAGGGAUCUUUACAGUGGAGGUUAACUCUAUGUGCACCUUCUGGGGGAAAAAAUAUAUGCUUUUAAAGCUUGUGUAUUGCGAGCUAAGCAAUUCUAGUCAUUGAUGACGGCAGAUCAAAGUUAGUAGCAGCAAGCAAGCAUGUAAAGUUUUUUUAAAGACAAAUGAAGCGACAGCCCAUCAUUGACUGAAGUUUCCACCAGACGUAUUGAAUGCACAAGCGUUUUUCUUUUGAAGAUCCUCGCUGCAUUAGUUACAUGCAUCUUUGCCUGAACAUUGGAAUGGUCUAUGUUUGUCAUGGCCUUACAUGAGAUGUGUUACCACAACAACAUGCUCUGUCAUCUACAGUAUAUACAGUUGUCCCAAAUGGUUUUGAUCAGAGAUGACUGCAUUGUGGGGUCGCGCAUAUAUAUAUAUAUAUAUAUAUAUAUAUAUAUAUUAGUUCACAAGCAAAGCCCCCUUGAUUUUUUAAAAUUACUGUAUCGAUUUACACAGUGUACAAAACAUUAGGAACACCUGCUCUGUCCAUGACAUAGGCUGACCAGGUGAAAGCCAUGAUCUCUUAUUGAUGUCACUUGUUUAAUCCACUUCAAUCAGUGUAGAUGAAAGGGAGGAGACCAUUUAGAGAAGGAUUUUUAAGCCUUGAGACAUGGAUUGUGUAUGUAUGCCAUUCAGAGGGCAAUGGGCAAGACAAAAUAUGUACAUGCUUUUGAAAGGGGUAUGGUAGUAGGUGCCAGGCGCACUGGUUUGAAUGUGUCAAGAACUGCAACGUUGCCAGAUUUUUCAUCCUCAACAGUUUCCCAUGUGUAUCAAGAAUGGCCCACCACCCAAAGAACAUCCAGCCAACUUGACACAACUGUGCGAAGCAUUGGAGUCAACAUUAGACAGUAUCCCUGUGGAACACUUUCGACACCUUGUAGAGACCAUACCCUGACGAAUUGAUGCUGUUCUGAGGGGGAGGGGGGUGGACUCAAUAUUAGUUCCUAAUGUUUUGUACACUUAGUGUAUGUUCCCUGUUACAAAAGACUGCUUUAUCACUUCACCCUUUUAGGUAAUAUACUGUACGCUGGUGUCAUUGUGGUUAUGAGUCAAGGCCAUGUGACCCAGAAUGUAUUGUUUUAAUGAGAUCAGUCAUAGAUGUUAGCUUUUUCUGUCUACAUGAGGUUCGGGUUAGGGUUGCUAAAAAAAAACAGACAAUAUCAAUAGCAGCUAUGUGCAAACAUUUUCAUAAACAUCUCAAAUUGAAAAGAGCAAUAUAGAUGUAAUUGAAAAUGUGUUUUACUAGACUUGAAUGGAGCUCAAUUAAGUGGUUAAUUCAUUGGGUUAAAUUGAGAUGUUUCAUGUAGUAGAACUGUCUCCGUUGUUUUCCCAUGAUCAUUUCUAUCAUAAAUCUAUUUGAUUUCCAC